Molecule: messenger RNA, 766 nt
Organism: Fundulus heteroclitus (mummichog)
Lineage: Eukaryota; Metazoa; Chordata; Actinopteri; Cyprinodontiformes; Fundulidae
Exons: 3
Coding region: 14-766 (250 amino acids)
Biological process (GO): response to bacterium
Source: RefSeq, a predicted model, not a curated record
GCAAAUUUUAAAGAUGAAGCUGCAUCAUGUGAUUAUUUUGAUCCUCUGCCAAAACAGUGAAGUGAUCUCUGUCAAUAACACCCCGGCAAUCAUUCAGCAAACUGGAAUUAAGACGGCUAAAGUUGGAGAGACGGUGACUUUAAGCUGCUCCUGUAAACAUGACUCUGUAACUCACAUGUUUUGGUACCAGCAAAGCCUGGGUGGGAAGCCUCACAUGAUAUCAAAGCGGAUGAAGCAGAGCACAGAAGCUGAAAUUUCCCCUGCAUAUGAAAAAAGAUUUCAAGUUCUUGCACGGUCUGGAGGAAGUGUCAAUGAUCUCAUAAUCACAGAUCUUCUAGCCUUGGAUUCAGGGACAUAUUACUGUGUUGUUCUAAGAAUCGCUGUUAUUGAAUUUGGACAAGGAGUUUUCCUCCAUGUCAAGACGUCUCCAUCAGACACGCAGUCGUCCAUCCAUCAGCCAAAGCUGCAACGACUACGACCUGGUGAAUCUGUGAAUCUGAGCUGUAGUGUCUACGCUGAGCGCUGUGCCGAGGAGCCGGAUCUCUACUGGUUGAGACAUGAAGAGUUGCAACCGGCAGUCAUGUAUCCCAGUGACAGACACUGUACGAGUGCCUUAAAUGGAACAUUUAACGGUACAUAUUGCACUUCCAACCUUGAACUGCAUCUUGUCAGGUCUUCGGAUGCUGGGAUCUACCACUGUGCUCUGGCCUCUUGCGGGGUAGUGGUUUUUGGAGAGGGAACUAUGAUUGUGUCUUACCAAACAUAA